Messenger RNA from Mangifera indica (mango), 825 nucleotides. Its product is annotated as cyclin-B1-2-like. Gene Ontology annotation, cellular component: nucleus; cytoplasm. NCBI's taxonomy places the organism in Eukaryota, Viridiplantae, Streptophyta, Magnoliopsida, Sapindales, Anacardiaceae. Bases 121 to 522 code for a protein of 133 amino acids. The record is from RefSeq and is a predicted model, not a curated record. Gene Ontology annotation, biological process: proteasome assembly. The transcript has 4 exons.
GUAACUACUAAUUGAUCCCUCUCUCUGCAGCUCACCUUCAUAGCUUGUUCACAAAGCAUCUGCAAAAUCACUCUCAAACGCUUAAAAGAGUCACAGAGAACCCCCAAGGAGAAGACAUUAAUGGAGGCACAAAAGAACACUCCACACGAAAUCGGAGGUAUCCAAAACGACGCGCUUCGAUUCGGUCUACAUGGCGUCAAAAGUGACAUCGUUGGAUCUCACCCCCUCGAAAUCUCCUAUCAAUCCGCAAGGAAGACACAAGAGGACAUGAAGAGAAAAAUCCUUGCGAAUACAUAUGGGACAGCGUUCCCGUUGAAAAUGGAUCUUGAUAGGCAAAUUCUUUCGCGAUUUCAGAGGCCUCCAGGGGAAAUUCCAUCUUCAAUGCUAGGUUUGGAGGCUUUGACAGGAAGCUUGGAUGAUUUUGGUUUUGAGGACUAUCUGAAUGAGAACUUUGGACUUUUGGGCGCUUCCGUCCAAACUAGCUUUCCUUUUGUUAGUGUCCUCAUAGCAGUGCCAUUUUAGAAAUUUUCAGGCUGCUGUACCUAUCAUUAGAUGACACACUUGGUUGCUGCUUCAACCACUAGUAGCAUGGGAGACCUCCUGAUAUACGAUGAGAUAAAAAAGUGGGAAUUUGAGAAUUUAUCAUUGUUGAAGAAGUGACUUAGGAUUGUGGAUUUGAUUUUGAUGGUGAAACCCGGAUUGUAUUGUGCUUUCCAGUAAAAUAAUUCAUAAAGCCUGCUAUUUGGAAAGUGUUAUGUAUAUGGUGUCUUUCAUUAGAUUGUCAGGAAGUUUAUUGGAUUUGAGUUUAGGAAAUUACGUUCUGCA